Molecule: messenger RNA, 640 nt
Organism: Pseudophryne corroboree (corroboree frog)
Lineage: Eukaryota; Metazoa; Chordata; Amphibia; Anura; Myobatrachidae
Gene: GEMIN7
Product: gem nuclear organelle associated protein 7
Exons: 2
Coding region: 201-572 (123 amino acids)
Biological process (GO): spliceosomal snRNP assembly
Cellular component (GO): SMN-Sm protein complex
Source: RefSeq, a predicted model, not a curated record
CACAACUGUCUGCAUAUGUGUUACUGUGUAAUGCGCAGCGGUUAGAGGACUGACGUUCGGGGAACAACAAGCGAAGUGACACCGGUAUUUCUGAAGCUACUAUUGGAUGUUCUAGUCAUGUGACAUCGGGCUUCGAAGUACGAACAGGAGCGAUUGCGUAGUGGCGGCGGAGUCUCUGUAGCUGCAUCCACACUGAGAGCAUGAGUGCCGCGGAAAUCGACCCUCCCCUGCUUCCACAGGUACCAAUAAUCCGCCUCCCUAGGCCACCCUCUCCUUCUGGAAGGGGUUUUGAUCCAUCCUCACCACGGGCUCUGGCCCACUGCAGCCCAGAUUCCCAUCAGGAAACCCGUUCAAUGCUCCGCCUGCUCUUCCUCCGCAGCCUUCUCGCUUCCGCAGGUCUUCCAGUCUCCUUUACGCUCUACCAGCGAGUCACAGUUUGCGCUGAGCGGUUCAAUGCCUGUGAUAUGGAGGGACAUAAUUUCCAGGUGUCUAAUCUACAAACACCUCUAGGCGUGCAGAAGGAGGCGCUGAUCCGUGGGCCAGAUAUUAUUUCCUAUUGCUUUCAUCUCUAAAGUACUGUUUAUUAUCCAUAUGCUGACGAAUACAUUAUGGAUUUCAUUAAAACAAUGUCUUGUUUGCA